CGGGAAAUCUAAAAUAAUAUUUGUUGUUAAAAAUAAAGAUGGCAAAUUCGUUCCAGAAUGAAAUCGAAAGUUUAAAAGAAACGAUUGAACAAAAUAAUAAAGAUCUUUACAAUGCUGGGGUACAAGGCAAAGCAUUGCUUGAACGGAAUGAACAACUUGAAAACGAGAUUCAACAACUUCAUAUUGAAUAUACAAAAACCAACGAGGAACUGGAACAAGAAAAAUAUUCUUUGAAAUCUAGAAUUGACUUUUUGGAAAAAUCUGAAAAACGUUUGGAAAACUCAAUUUUGGAAGAAAAGCAAAGUUUGCGAAUUGAUGUCGAUCGUAAGUGUGAGGGGUUGGAUAAGUUGCAUCGAGCUGAGAUAUCGGCCAUUAAACAUCAGAUGAAAGAAUUACAAAACGAAUUGGACGAAUCCCGGUUAAUCCAGCGACAACAAGAGGAUAAAAUAAACAAACAAAACGAAUUACUUGAUGAUGUUGAAGCAAGAAGAAGACAAAUACACAAUGACUCAUGCACGACGGAGCUCGAACUCGCCACGGAAGUUGAAAAGUUGAAAAUAGAAAUCAUAAAACUACGUAAAGAAUCAAUGCAACAUCAAAAUUUAAACGAAAGAUAUGAGUUACAGGUGGCAGCGAUGCAGAAAGAGUUGUUUGACCUCAACGAACAGAAACGAAACGUUGAAAAAGAUCGAGAAACUUAUUAUAAUCAACUAGAGCGUUGUCGUCAAGAGAAACGGGACGUCCAAUCAGAGCUUGAUGCUGUCAUGUUCCAAGCCUCGGACCCCAAUUCAAGGGGGAACUCCCUGUUUGGAGAAGUCGAGGACAAGAGAGUGAUUGCUGAGAAGAAUUUGAUCAGUGCGCAAAUUAAACUAAAAUGUUUGAAGAAGAGAUUCGAUCAACAAGUCAGUUACGCUCUUCAUUUAAAGACGAAGAUUGCCCAGUUAUGGCAGACACGUGGUGGCAGUGCAGAGCAAGAUCGAAUACGUCGACUCGAAGUUACGUUGUCGACCACCCGUAACGAUUACGAGAAAGCGAUGUCCAAGAUAUCUAAGUUGGAAGUGCAGUUGUUUGAUAAAUCCACCAAAGUAACAUCAGCGUUAAAGGAAGGAUGCACGGACGCCGACUUCGCUGGUUUUCUAGAAGGGAUUAUUAAGAAGAAAGAGUCAGAGUUAAAAGAAACGAAGAAAGAAUUAGACGAGACUCAGCUGUUCUUGAUGGCCGAGACAAACAAAGUCAGUGAAGCGGAACGAGCGUUGUAUCGGAGUCGUUGUGAUUGUGACACGUUACGCGCCAAGGUUGUGAAGCUAAACCUGGAGAUUGCUCAGCUUAAGUUGGAGCACGGGAGUGGUGGUCGUGUAAAGUCGGCGGUAAAGAAAGGAAACCGGGAAAUAAUCGGUGAUUGUGAUGUCAUAGGAAAAGAAAAUGGGAAUAUUUUGCAAGAAGCUAACAAUUUAAUAACCUCAACUCCCAGUGAUGACCAUAUUAAAAAUUCCAGUGAUGACCAAACAAAACCUAAACAAGCAGUUUGCCCAGAUGAAUGCAAACAACAAUGACACAAGUUAUAUUAACUUUUAAAAUGAAAUAUUUGUAAAUAUUUAUUAAAAACAACAAGUUAUAAAUUAUGAGAUUUAUUUCGUCAAAUAUCAAGCACAACGAAAUAUUAGAAAAAGCUUUUCCGGUAAAAAUAUUAAUCUUAUAAAUAACACCAAUGUUUUAUCUGUCAUUUGACAAGACGGCACAUAUCGUAAAUUUACUU
This is a messenger RNA of Ciona intestinalis (vase tunicate), 1756 nucleotides long. The record is from RefSeq and is a predicted model, not a curated record. NCBI's taxonomy places the organism in Eukaryota, Metazoa, Chordata, Ascidiacea, Phlebobranchia, Cionidae.